AUGGGCUUGGUUGAUGUGAACCACGAAUGGGCGCCCAAGAGCAGCAUCGAGCUGAUUCUUGGCGCCAUUCUAGCCCUGCUGGUUGGUAAAACGGCUCUAUUCCUCUGGGGAGGUGUGCAAAUCCGCAUGCGCUUCAAGAGUAUGAGAGCUCAAGGUAUUCCAAUCAUCGAACCUUACUCUCUUCUUUGGGGCCAUCUGAAGGUAUUGGGCGCAUUGAAGGGACAAUUCCCGCCAGAUGCUCAACCGAAUUAUGCUCAAAUCCACAUCAUUCAACAUUGGCAGGAAUACUUCCCCAGUGCCAAGGAAUGUCCACAUAUUGUAUAUCUCGAUAUAUGGCCUGUUCAGUCUACUCCAAUCGCAUUGAUUAUAGAUCCGGCCAUGUGCCAAGAAUUGGUGACUGAAAAGAACUUUCCAAGAGGCAUCAGUAUGAAGAGACUUGCAGAGCCCGUCAUUGGCCAAAGAAACCUGAUCUGGUUCGACGGCGCAGAACAUCGUCUGUGGAGAUCACGCCUCAACCCGGGCUUCUCAAUGCGCAACCUACAUUCGUAUAUGGGCGCACUUGUCGACGAAGCUGAAAUCUUCUUGGAGAAUCUCAAGGCCACUACCCGUCCAGACGGGCGUUGGGGUUCCGUGUUUCCCCUGAUGCCCAAGACCAUUGACCUGACAUUUGAUAUCAUUGGCAGGGUGGUACUGGAUCUCCACCUCAAUGAGCAGCGGAAUGGCCCAACGGAGCUACAGUCGGCGCUGAGGACGCUCACUACCAAGCACUUCUUCUUUCGAACGCUGGCCACUCUCCCCAAAAGGUUCAAUCCCUUCUUUCGGUACGAGGGGUGGCAUUCUGUCCAGAAGCUUAGGAAAAUUCUCGUUCCACGGAUCCAGCAGCAAAUUGGAGCGGAGCAGUUCACGAAACAAAAGACUGUAUUGCAACUAGCCAUGAAGGAAUAUAUGAACGACACACAGGGAGCGAAAAGCAGCAAAGGCUCGAGCGAUCAAUUCGUCGAGGACGUGUUUGGACAGGUUCGCCUGUUUCUUUUCGCAGGCCAUGACACAACGGCCUGUAUUCUUACCUGGGCUUUCCACUACCUUUCCAAACGUGCCGACGUGUUGGAAAAGUUGCGAGCCGAGUACGACUCGGUAUUCGGUACAGACCUCAGGGCCGUAGCCGACAAGGUGAGGCAGUCGCCGCAGCUCCUCAACUCGCUACCGUACACCACGGCCGUGGCCAAGGAGGUCAUGCGGCUCGCCCCGUUGGCCGCGACGGUUCGCCAGGCACCUCCAGGCGCCUUCUUCACCGCCAGCGAUGGGACGCGGCUGCCGGCAUACGGAUUCGCUCUUAUUACUGGAACGGCAAUGAUUGAUUACCACCCAGAACUGUGGCCGCGGCCUGACGAGUUUCUGCCUGAACGCUUCAUGGUACCACCGGGCGAUCCAUUGUAUCCCUCAAAGCCGGGGCAAUGGCGACCUUUUGAAGCCGGCCCAAUGAACUGCAUUGGACAAGAGCUCUCCAUGAUUGAGAUCAAACUAGUGCUACUAUUCACUGUCCGAGAGGUGGACGUUGAGCCUGCUUUUGACGAGUGGGACCAGCUUCCUGAGAAUGUCGGUAAACCAAGGCAUACUAUCAAAGGCGAGAGGGCCUACCGACAAGCCAAGGGUAUAUCACCGCCUACUGAUGGAUUGCCGGUUCAUGUCAGGUUUAGAAAUCCCGUGACGGCUUGA
Molecule: messenger RNA, 1716 nt
Organism: Pestalotiopsis fici W106-1
Lineage: Eukaryota; Fungi; Ascomycota; Sordariomycetes; Amphisphaeriales; Sporocadaceae
Exons: 3
Coding region: 1-1716 (571 amino acids)
Molecular function (GO): oxidoreductase activity, acting on paired donors, with incorporation or reduction of molecular oxygen; heme binding; iron ion binding
Source: RefSeq, a predicted model, not a curated record